CCGGGGUUUGUUGCAGCUGUUGCAGACGGUGUAACAUGUUGAACUUGACCCAAGAAGAAGCUGUCGAGUGUCAAUACCUUACACGUCACUUCACACUUGUUCACUUCGCAGCAGCAGCUUUAACAUUUCAAUCAGAUUCAAUUUAAUUCAACUAGUCUAAAUUCAGUUGCUGAGUGAGUUGGCACUCUUGGCACACAUUAAUAUGAACGUUGGUUGCAAGUUUUUGAUUAGAAGAAAGAGCUGAGAACAUUAUGGAGACAACUUCACUUGCUUGUGCUAAAUGCAAUCAUGUUGCAAUGGAUCUUUCUGAUUUUAAGAGACAUAAAGUAAAUAUGCAUGAAAUCAUCAUGUAUCGAUGUGACCAGUGUAAAUUUAGAGCUACAUUAAGAAAGGAUUUUAAGAAACAUAUGAAGAAACAUUCAGUGGAUAAAUAUCAAUGUGACAAGUGUGAAUAUGCAGCAACUUCAAUAGGUAGACUGAAGACGCACAGAGAAACCUGGCAUGGAGUUAAAUGCAAAUGUGAUCUGUGUGACUUUGAAGCAACAUUAAGAACAGAUUUAAAGAAACAUAUUGAGAAUAGUCAUGCUGAACAUCCAUGUGACCAGUGUGACUUUUCAGCAACUACAACUCCUAAACUAAAGUUACACAGAGAAACUGUCCAUGAAGGAAUUCAAUACUCAUGUGAUCAAUGUGUAUUUGUAGCAAAAACAUUAAAAAGUUUAAAUAUACACAAAAAGAUUCAUAAUGAACCAAAGCCUAAAAAAAUUGAAGAAAAAAAUACCUGUCAUAUUUGCGAGAAAUCAUUAUCAUCCCCUAUUUCAUUAAAAAAUCACAUUAGAACACAUACAGGAGAAAAACCUUUUUCGUGUGAUAUUUGUAGAACAGCAUUUUCAGUGAAAAUAAAAUUGGCACAGCACAUGAUGAUUCACAGAGGGGAGAAACCAUUUACCUGUUCCAUAUGUGAUAAAUAUUUCUUUGAGUCUAGCCGUUUGUCUAGUCACAUGAGAACUCAUACAGGAGAGAAGCCUUUUAAGUGUAUAAUAUGUGAGAAAUCUUUCGGGCAAUCCAGUGGGUUAAACACUCAUAUGAAAUCCCAUUCUGGCGAAAAACUCUACACCUGCUCUUUUUGCGAGAAAUCUUUUUCCACAGGGGGUGGUGUAAAAUCCCAUGAGAAGAUUCAUACUGGAGUAAAACCCCACAAGUGUGCCAUCUGUUUGAAAGAAUUUCGGUUUUCUAGCAAUUUGGAUAAUCAUAUGAAAAUCCAUACUGGGGAGAAACCACACAUUUGCUUGAUAUGUAAUAAAUCUUUUUCAUUAUCAGGUCAUUUGUCAAAUCAUAUAAAAACUCAUAAAGAAGAAACUCUAUGAACUUUUUCUGUUUCAGUAAAUCAUUUUCACAAUAAAAAGCUUUUCCAAAGCACAUAGCAACCUAAACCUACAUAAAUGCACAAAAUUAUUUUCAUUUAGUUGAGAUUUUUCAACCAAUCACAAAAAAACUUAAAAUUAAUAUAAAAUUUAAUAUUUUAUUUCUUUAUAUUGCUAGCUGCCUUUUUGUAG
This is a messenger RNA of Eurytemora carolleeae, 1556 nucleotides long. Its product is annotated as gastrula zinc finger protein XlCGF52.1. Gene Ontology annotation, molecular function: DNA-binding transcription factor activity, RNA polymerase II-specific; RNA polymerase II transcription regulatory region sequence-specific DNA binding. The transcript has 2 exons. The coding region runs from base 252 to 1367 and encodes 371 amino acids. Gene Ontology annotation, biological process: regulation of transcription by RNA polymerase II. The record is from RefSeq and is a predicted model, not a curated record. Gene Ontology annotation, cellular component: nucleus. NCBI's taxonomy places the organism in Eukaryota, Metazoa, Arthropoda, Copepoda, Calanoida, Temoridae.